Messenger RNA from Misgurnus anguillicaudatus (oriental weatherfish), 2449 nucleotides. RefSeq names its product protein VCF1. Lineage: Eukaryota; Metazoa; Chordata; Actinopteri; Cypriniformes; Cobitidae. The record is from RefSeq and is a predicted model, not a curated record.
UCUGCUUAAAAUUGGGAUAACAUUUAAUUGAAUACAAAAUACGUUAUAUAAUUACCACAAACUGUGUAAAGUCAGUCUUUAGCAAGUUAACUUUAAUUUUAUUUUUUGCCGUUUUCUUUUAAUUACUUUCAAUCUUAACAAAACGUCAGUUCUAUUUGAAUGUUGAAAGUUGAUUAUUUUAUUUAUUUAUUUUAUUCCGAUUUUUAUUUUAAACAUACGUAUUACAACCGCAAAAACAGGGACAAACAGUCAUUACGAGGGAGGAAAUCUUUGCAGGUUCCCUCAUAUUGCUGAAAGGGUAGACGGCGAUCUGCCCAUAUUUGGCUGUCAAAUGCACACCAUGUUGACAGAAAGCAGGAAGCGUAGGCGCAGCUGUGAAGGGGAGGAGAGUCAGGCCUUACCCCAGGCAAAAAGAUCAGGAGGUUAUACCUUUCUACCUGAACUUGGCCGUGAUGUCUGGGACUCUGAGUCUUCCAGCAGUGACAGCAGUGGGAUAAGCAGUCCAGAGCAGAUAAUAGGGGCCAGUUCCUCCAUUCAGACCACUGACCAAAGACGACUUCCUGUUUCCCAGGCUCCCUGCAGCCCUACCAUCCUCGCCCAACCAGAAGAUCCAGCCACCUCCUUGAGCCAAAACGGCGUCUCGUACCACAACAUCAACCGCAUCCUGAGAGAGGCCCAUUUUAAUAGCCUGCAAACUCGUGGUCAGCAGGGGCCGACGUGAUUGGGAGUGACCUGUGACAUGCAGUGGACCUGUGAGAGGGACAUUGGCACAAAUAGAUGCCCUCUAAAUACAUUUGUGUUCAGCACUUUUUUCAUGUUCAUAGUGUUUAUGUGGGACUCUACUUGAUCGUGUUGACCAUGAACGUCACAUAGGUGCUUUAUAAAAAAGUAAUAUCUCGAAUUCAUACAAGAUUAUACAAGCUCUGUCCCAUUUAUUCUACUAACUAGACCGUCACACAUGGUGCUGUUCAUGUUUUGCACUCUUUGGCCAGUUAAAUAAUUAUCUUAAGGCCUUUGAAAGCCGAAGGAAUGAAACUGAACCGUGUGGUUAUAUUCUCCACCCUGAAUAGUCGGUCAUUUUAGAAAGAUUACUAAUGCUGUUGGUGGGUGUUUACAGAGUAUCUGUAAUGUAACCAUGCUGGUUUGGUUCUCACUGGUAUUUUAGACCUUUCCAGGAAGUACGUGUGGCUUUAGAUUUCUUAAAUAACCAAAACUCAGGUCUAGAGGAUUGUCUACGUGCCAUGAAGUGGGGAUUUUGUUGUAGCUAUGGUUUGGACUUCAAACAAGCAACUUAGUGCCAGAUUUUUAGAAAGCCCUUAUAGCCUGUCUUUACUUGAACCUUCAAGAAAACCAAUAUCACACCGGAGAGAGAGGCAUUUGGACUAUUGGGCCAAAAUUUCAUGCAUAUUAGACUUAAGUCUGUUGAUGUGUGUAAUGAAGCUCUUUGAAUCAUGAUUUGGGUUAUGAUGUUACUAAAUGACAGCUACAGUGGAACUAAAAAAUAUUUGGACUUGGUACAGUAAAUCAUUGCAUUAGAUGAAAUCAUUGCUAAUCUGAUGUUAUUAUAAAUAUACAAUUUAAAAGUCUUAUGAAAUAUGCUGGUUUAGUCAGUUCUGUGUAACAUGAGGACUCAUCUUCUAUGGGCGCAACAUAAAAAUGACCUAAAAUUAGCCUGCACCCAACUAAGCUCUCCAUAGCACUCUUGACUUCAAAGUCCUAAGAAAUACUUGAUCAUUACACAUUUGUACAAACCAUUUGCUGUUUACGCAUUGUCUGACCAACAUAUACAAUGAAUUAUAUAAUUUCAGAAUGCUUAUAACAAACAAGCAUUGGGUCCCAUUCACUAAGCAUGCAUACAGACGUUUUAACUUACAAAUCAUGAUUCAACAAAAAUUUUCAUACUAAAAUGUAUUUUAAAUAUAUACAAAAGAACAACUCAGACCACAUGUAUGCAAUAAUCAUGAACAAGGAAAAAAAAUAUAUGUAUAUAUAACACAGAUAUAUAUUAUAGGGUUCUUUUCCUUGUUCAUGAUUAUUGUACACGUGUUGCAAACAUUUAAAGAUAGUUUUUGGUGAAAUACGAUUUGUAAGUUAAAACGUCCGAACGCACAUUUUACGAACAAAUUUGUGCGUAUGCAUGCUUAGUGAAUUAGACCAACUGGUCUUACUAAAAUAAAAUGCAGAUAUAUUUAGUCUUAACUUAAAGUUUCAGCAUAGGCAAGACAGGUUAGUUCAAGACGGUCUCAUCUGAGCCACAUGUCAGUGCACAAUACUGUUCAAUCCAGGCACUGUGUGAAAGUCUAUUAGCUUUAGAUGAUGCGAAUCAUCCAAGCGGUCAACAUUCUGUUUUGUAUGUAAUAUAUAGCUAGCAUAUAUACAAUAUUUGAAAUCAUUGUUAUUUUAUGAAACAUUGCUUUAAUGUAAAUGAUAAUAAAGAGUUUUCUUAAUA